AUGUAUACCCCUCUCAAAGUCGCUCGUUCUAGCAACCGAAAUAGGCAUAUUGUUGCUGCCAUCAUCCUGUUUCUCAUCUCGAUUUUGUUGUAUACGCUUUCCUUUCCUUCAGCACACCAUCUUCCCGAACAUGUUCCGUCUACUAUCAAGACAGCUCCUUCGUCCGGCUCAGCUCGAAUCGACUCUCAACCCUCAUCCGUGAGCCCGACAUCUUCUUCCAACGAUGCCACGAUCGACUUCCGUAAUCAGCGCGUGCCCUGCAACGGCCCUAGAGGAAAGUCCAUUUCAGAAAGCUACGACGACCAGAUCCAUCCAACACACUUCAGAAACCUCAGCUACCCACCUCCUCUAAGUGGAUCGUACGAAGCCCUCGAUCUCGACAAGUCAUGGCUUACGGCUGCAGAAAGAUACGGCCCAUAUGGUCUCGGAGAAGAGGAGGAAGGUUACACCAGAAGUCGAGUUGACUGGUCCACUAUCAACUGGGCUGACUUGCAGGACAACUGCUCUGCAAUCAACAACCAACGACUUCCUGAUGCUUACACGUUCGAUCACGCCCGUCCGAGAUUCACAUAUCGCGAAAGAUCAUGGCAGGAGAAGUGGCUACCCUCCGUCUUCACCACUCCGCACAUCAAACCAAGACCAGCGACCAAGACUUUUCAUCGCUCAGCCAUCGUCCUCCGUGUGUGGUCCACGUACAAGUACACGCCUGAGGAUAUGUGGAAUCUGAGAUCGCUUGUCACAGAAACUGCUCUUGCGACCGGUGGAGAAUAUGCAGUUUUCCUUCUGGUCGACGUCAAGGACAAAGAGGCUGGCAUUCACGAGGAUUCAGAAGCAUAUGAUCGUGUCCUUCGCGAAGCAGUCCCACCCGAGUUCCAAGAUAUUGCAGUGCUCUUCGAUGACUCCCUGCUGGAGAGCUGGUAUCCUGAUGUUGUCGAGCAUUUGCCCAUCAUGCAGAUCAUGCAGCCUCUGCAGAUCUUUGCUCAGUUCUAUCCCGAGUUUGAUCACUACUGGCAACUAGAAGUUGAUUCGCGCUUCUUGGGACAUACUGGUGAUAUGCUCGACAAGUUCUCGGACUUUGCCAGAAACGAACCGCGGAAGCAAGCCAGAGAGAGAGCGUCUUGGGCGUACAUGUCCGAUUACCAUGGCUCAUACGACGACUUUUUCAACACAAUCGAUGAGGUGCUCGACGGCAAUUCUUCUGUAUGGGGCAACAUUGACAUCCAUGACUUGGAUCCCAUUGGUCCUGACCCGCCUGUCAAGGAUCCUCGUGAUGACUACUUCUCUUGGGGUGUUGGCGAAGAAGCCGAUCUUAUCCUUCUCAAUACCUUGGAAGAUGCCUCUCGCGACGAGGAUUGGAUCUUCAAAGGUUGGCAACACGGCUUUUCCAUGGGUUCGAAGCUUCCCAUAUUUGUCUCAGUCGUUGCUCAAGGCCGUGCAAGCUGGGAUCUUUUGAAUGCAGUUCAUCACGCCCAAGCACAUGCGGGCAUGCGCAUCCCUUCAGAAGCUACACUACCUAGCUUCGCUCUCUGGCAUGGUCUCAAGGUCAGUAGUCCACCGGUACCGGUAUAUCAAUGGCCUGGGCGCGACCGUCAUGAGAUGGAGUUUGCUCUCAAUGGUGGCGGCUUAGACGCGUUUCCUGAUGCCAUCGCCAAUGGCCCUGCACGCUACCGUGGUAGUUCGAUGGGCUUUUUCACCAAUGGCAUGACUUGGCAAUGGUGGACGACCUUGCCUGAAGAUCUGGCAAAUCCUUGGUAUAUCAACGAAGUCGAUAACCCUGUACUACCGGAUAUGCUUCUGAACGAGGGCGGUCAUCUGUAUGCUCCGAACAUCAUGAUUCAUCCUAGAAAAACCAACGGCAAGAAGCCAAAGCACCCUGGACAAGAAGAUGAAGAGGAUGAGCAAUAA
Molecule: messenger RNA, 1905 nt
Organism: Aureobasidium vineae
Lineage: Eukaryota; Fungi; Ascomycota; Dothideomycetes; Dothideales; Saccotheciaceae
Source: the annotation of a GenBank genome assembly